CUGCCCCCUUCUCACGAUACACGGUCACAUGACCGACACGUCACUCGUCCUUCUCGCCACUGGCAGGUGUUCUUGUGCUCCUGCUCCCACAGCCUUCAGCACUUAUAGGAGAUACUGAGGAGGAGGAGGGGUUUGGGCUGGUCACCCAUUCACUCAAGUCAUCUUUCCAUUAUCCUCUUCUACAAAAGCCCGGAGGAGCCAAGAGGCCCGGCCAUGGAUGCACAGAAAGAAGCUUUGCAGAGGAUUAUCACAACUCUUGCCAACAAAAAUGACGAAAUCCAGAAUUUUAUUGAUACUCUCAAUCACAGACUACGAGGUGUGCAGGCAAACUCGUCUAAAGUGCUUUCCGAUUUGGAUGAUGAGUUUGAUAGCCUGUACUCGUUUCUGGAUGAGAUGAAAGAGAGCAUGACUAACACCAUAAAGCAAGAGCAAGCCCAGAAAAUGCAGGAGCUGCAGAAUCAGCUGAGCCAGUGUACAAAAGCCCUGGAGAGCUCAGAGGAGCUAUUAGAAUUUGCUUCACAGUCUGUCAGCAUAAAGGAACCUGAAGAAUUCACCAAGGCUGCCAGACAGAUCAAGGAUAGAGUAACAAUGGCCCCUGCAUUUCGGCUCUCACUGAAACCAAAGGUCAGUGACAAUAUGACCCAUUUAAUGGUGGACUUUUCCCAAGAAAGGAAAAUAAUCCAGUCUCUGAAGUUUUUACCAGUCCCUAAGGCACCUGAAAUCGAUCCAGCAGACUGCAUUGUGGCAGACAACUGUGUGAGCGUAGCAUGGAGAAUGCCUGAAGAAGAUAGCAAAAUUGAUCAUUACGUGCUUGAAUAUAGGAAAACAAACUAUGAAGGACUACCUAGAGUCAAAGAUGAAAGAUGCUGGGAGUUAAUUGAUCACAUAAAGGACACUGAAUAUACUCUUUCUGGUUUAAGGUUUGACUCUAAGUAUAUGAAUUUCCGAGUAAGAGCUUGCAAUAAGGCUGUUGCUGGGGAAUAUUCAGAUCCGGUCACGUUGGAAACCAAAGCGCUGACGUUUAGCUUUGACAACACAUCGUCCCAUCUUAACUUAAAAGUAGAAGAAUCGUUUGUUGAGUGGGACCCAACGGGAGGUAAAAGUCAAGAGAACAAAGUAAAAGGAAAGGAAAACAAAGGCAGUGGCCAUGUCACGUUACUGAAGAACAAUACCAGAAGUGGAACCCCAUCACCAAAAAGAACAUCUGUCACUUCACGGCCAGCUACAGUAAGGGGAAGCAGAGACCGAUUUACUGGCGAGUCUUACACAGUCUUGGGUGACGCUGCAGUUGAAGGUGGCCAGCAUUAUUGGGAAGUAAUAGCCCAGAAGGACUGCAAAUCCUACAGUGUGGGUAUCACACACAAAACAAUAGGCAAGUUUGACCAACUGGGAAAGACGAACACCAGCUGGUGUUUAUAUGUCAACAACUGGUUACAGACAACAUUUGCUGCAAAGCACAACAACAAGGCCAAAGCGUUGGAGAUGACUGUCCCCGACAGAAUAGGAAUAUAUUGUGAUUUUGAUGGAGGUCAACUUGCAUUUUACAAUGCAGAUACAAAACAGUUGAUAUAUAGCUUUAAAACAAAAUUUACACAACCAAUUAUCCCUGGAUUCAUGGUUUGGUGUGGUGGAAUAACAUUAUAUACAGGACUGCAGGUUCCAAGUGCAGUGAAAACACUUCAGAAGUCAGAGAAUGGGAUGAGUGGCUCAUCCAGCAGCCUAACAAGUGCUGUACAAUAACAUAAUAUGCUUAGUACUGGGAAGUUUGCUCUGAGUGGAUUAUUAGUUUUUUUUCAUUUUAUUCUAGUAACAUUCUGGUUGCUGUUCACCAAAACUGCAAGCUAACUGACCUUUUAGGUUAAGUGCCCUCUGCUGUUUGGGGACUUGUGGCUUCUUGGUGCCCUGCUCAUGUGCUGGUCCGGUCAGCAAAGCGUACCAACUGCAAGCCACCUGAGAAGAUACAGAAGCCAUUGGAAUUAGGAAAGAAACAAAGUAGGAUGUCACACCUACUGGUUUCAAUUGUAGUCAAUGACUUGUAACCUAGUCGCACAGUUCAUAUGUGUAUUUAACAAAAAACUUUUGCCUCAUACUGGAAAACUGAGCGUUCAAUCUGACAAACAAAGAAGCUUUUCCCUUACCCAAAAUGAGCACUCCAUCCAAGUACCAAACCGACUAAUGGCAGUACCACAUGCAAGACUUUGGUGCUUUCUGAAACGUUUUAGUUUUUCAGAUUUACCAAUUAUUGCUAAUCCUGUCUGACGGGUACAAUAGAGAAUUUUGGUUUAGAGGGUUGGUCCUUGUUGGAAAGAAUAUUGUGCAUCCUCUGUGGAUCUCCGACACUAUAAAAAAGUCCGAUUGUUUUUAAUGGUAGGCGUGGAAAUACAGUAUCUUUGGAAAUCUAAUACAAUAGGUAGCUGAGAGAUGAUUUACUUAUACCUAUGCAGUCGUAACUUUCAAACACACACUUAAAUAGUGAUCAGGUUUGCGUUAUUUCAAACAUUUUCAUCUUAUAGUCUUGCUAUAUCCAAGAAAUAAUUGGAUUCUAUAUUUAAGGACCAGUAAUGCCAUGAAGUUUUCAUUUUUUACAUGUAAACUUUAUAUCUGAUCAUCCAGCACCUACAAAUGAACUAUUUGUUGUCCUAUUUCAUGGGAUGUUUUUAUUCUCUAGUGAUACCAGCUUAUCUCUUAUAUGGUAUGUAAACAUGUGCCCUAGUUCCGUUUAAAUGCCUGUAAAUAUCAUUAACACUUGUGAAAGAAACAACAAGGCUAUGCAAAUCUGCCCCACAGUUUUACUAGUGCAGCGGAACAGGUCAUUAUAUUUAAAUUACACUUAAAAACCCUAUACAUUUUAAUUUGCCAUUUUCCCUACUUAUUUCACUAUCUGCACUAGAUUCAGUCAUUCCAGCAUUUAAAUCAUUAAUCUUCACAUGCGAUUGGUAUAGGCAUUAUUGGGAAGGCAGGAAAUGGAGUUGUAAAUGUAGGUCCCCUUUAUGUGAUCUGAUCAUUCAUCCAGAGGCCAAACUAACUGAUAAACCCAAUUAGACCACCAAUAAACCCAAUUAGACCACCAUAUUGUUUUCUAAGUCAAAUAUCGACUCAAUAGGUGACCCAUUAAUUGUAUUUUAAAUAUUAAAAACAUUAAACAGUAGCUGUGGCUGUAGCAGGCUGACCUGCUGUAGUAAGUGCUGGUUUGGGCAUUUCUGCAAUGGCAUACAUACACUUAAAGGAUAAGCAACCCUUUAAAAUAAGUGAAUGUAAAAUUGACGAGAGUGCUAUUUACAUUCAUUAUUUAUUUUGUUUUUAUUCCAAGAUAUUAAGGGAUACAUGUACUGUUAAUAUGAAUGAAAAUUUGUUAAAAUAUUGAGAAUCAAGGCAGUGAUAAAAUGCAUCAUGUCAGAAUAAAACAGGACUCUCGUGCAGAGCAGUUCUUAAAAAGCUUCCUGUAAGAAGUUGGAACAUGUCAGUAUAACUUUAAGAUAGAAAGGAUAUGCUCUUAGUUAUUCAACUACAAUAAUUGUCAAGGCAAGUUAAUCUUUUGUACUGUGUUGCAGAAUUUGAUAAUGGGUAUAUAUAAGUAAGGGGAGUAUGUCUUGCAAGAAACAUGUAAGUGCUUGGACCUCUUUUAAGAUAAAAACAUCUUUAAAUAUGGAUAAAUAUGACUGAUUUCUCCUUUAAUUAUGUGUAAAGAUUACCAAUAUAUAUUUUUUGAAUGUUUGGAAACAAUUUAAUACGUUCAUCUGUUAUUUCCAGAUUACUGUCAUUGAAGAAGUACAGCAGACACAUGCUGAGCUUACACUUAUUUUUUUUUUUACACUUUUUUUUUUCUUUAAAGAAAUGUUUAAAUUCUUGGACCAUGGUAUCACAAUGUAGAGAGAAUCCACCCGGAGAGCAUGAAUCCAAACCUUUAAAAAGGCUGUGCUGAAUAACUGCAGAUUUUUUUGAAUAAUUUGUCCUUUAAACAGUGGCAUUACUACAAUACAACACAACACUAGUUUAAGAAUACAAAUAUCUCCUGCACUGAUGGAGUUUUGAUGAUCAAUUAAUACAAUGCUAACUGCCUAACUGCAUGUCGAUGCUGUAACUACACUGUCCAUAUGUUUUGACGCAGACAUUUAAAAACUGUAACACCAUGUUAAGGGCAAAUAAAUAAAAGGUGCUUCUCCAUCUAUGUUUAGUAUUUCAGAUUGUCUGCAAUGUGUGUGCCCUCUUGUGGACAAUUAUCAGCUUGUUGCACUGCACACAAUUGUUUCAUAUGGCUGCAAGCUCAGUGCUUUUCAAGCAUUCAGGCCAGGUAGUAUGUAUGUAUUUGUUGCACUGAAUGGAGAAGCCUCUCCACAUACAUUACAUGCAUCGACACCUAUGUGUUAACAACCAAUGAAGACAAAGAUUAUACUUUAUUGGGCUUAUUUUACAUCUUAGAUGUGAAUUAAAUUCAAAUGUUCUUUUCUAUUUUAAUGCAAGUAAAUUGGAAAUACACAAAUUGACAUUUUUAUACUUUAUCACAAACUACUCCUUUCACCAAUGCGCAGAUUUAUUAAGGGUUGAAUAGUAAAUUCAAAUUUGAAUUUUGAAAUUUUGUUUUUGGUGUAAAAAUUCACACAUUUGAAUUGUAAUCCCCCAAUUCGAAGAGAUUUAUCACACCUCGACUAUGGAUACAGUUCUAAUUCAAAUAUUUCGCCCCCUAAAACCUGCCGAAUUCAAUUCCAAGUCAAUGGCAGAGGUCCAUUGACCCAUUUAAAUAUGUUAAUAGCCUUCCUUCAAUUCGAGUUGCGUUCGUAUCCGAAUACGAAAUGAAUUUUCAGAUCGUUGCCAUUCGAUUUAAUUUCAGAAGUUAAUAUUUUUUUCAUAAAUAAGUUCCCAUUCGAGUUGUGAGUACAUUUAUUAGAGUAAAAGAAAAUUCACAUCAUUUCGAAAUUCAACCGUUGAUAAAUCUGCCCAUUAAUAUUGGUUUAGUUUCAUUAUAACAAGAUGUUUUGAUAAACCACUUUUAAAAGUUACCUACAGCUAAGUGUUGUACGUGCAGCUGAUAAUUUGUUCAAAUUUGUAUUCUACUGUUUACAACAAUUUUGCUGGAAAAAUCUUGAAAGCAAGUUCAUUUGUGUUACAUCGAUGCCUUCAUAAGGAACAAAAACAAUAUGUACAUGGUUUCAGGACUUUGCGCAUAAAUGGUCCAUAAAAAUGUUAGAACUUGGUACACUAACUCCAAAUGAGAAGGAUUAAAUCAGCAUUGUGGUUAUUAAGUGUAGGUCCAAGCGAUCAGUCAUGUUAACGUAAGUUAUAUCAUUUACAUUUCGAUGGUCCUCCUGCAAUUUGUCCUCCUGAAAUGGCCAAAGAAAAUGAUCCCACAAAGAAGAGAGAAACCAUCUAGGACAGGGGUGUUUUAUGCCUGUAGACUUGUAUAGUUGCGCGAAUGUUGUUUUCUACUAAUGCCGUUUUUAGCCAUUAAGCUUAAGAGAACAAAGAGCACAACCAUUAUUAUCUAGGCAUAGAUCAGCGCCACAACAUCACUAACAUACCUGUUUACUUGGGGGGUUCUUUGCACCCACGUCUGUAUUGUGAUGCUUUUCAAAGUGAAACCGGAGCAUACUUCUUAGAAAAUAAUAACCCCACUGAAAGAGGACAUUCAUAUUGCAGCAGGAUAUCGGAAAUGUACAUAACAUUUCAUCUAUUCAAGAACAUAAACCCUCUUACCAAAUCGUAACCUUCAGCUAUUAAAUGUAACUCAGGAAUAAAGAAAAAUGUAUUCUGUUUUACUUUCUACUUCAAAUAACCUUGUAUGACCCUCUUUGCUGUACAGGUGUCAUCCUCAUUUCAUCCUUUAAUUGUUGCAGUAUUUGAGGUGCCUGAGAAAUAGAUUUGAGCUUUUGUGCUCUAGGUUAUACAGGGAUCAAUUGUCUGUUAACAUAGCCUCAUUCUUCCUCACGUGUAUGAUUUUAUGUUGGAUUCCCCCUGAUAACUGUAAAAUAAAUGCUAACUUGAA
Molecule: messenger RNA, 5980 nt
Organism: Xenopus laevis (African clawed frog)
Lineage: Eukaryota; Metazoa; Chordata; Amphibia; Anura; Pipidae
Gene: fsd1l.L
Product: fibronectin type III and SPRY domain containing 1-like L homeolog
Exons: 14
Coding region: 214-1740 (508 amino acids)
Source: RefSeq, a predicted model, not a curated record